Molecule: messenger RNA, 1761 nt
Organism: Chlamydomonas reinhardtii
Lineage: Eukaryota; Viridiplantae; Chlorophyta; Chlorophyceae; Chlamydomonadales; Chlamydomonadaceae
Exons: 5
Coding region: 100-837 (245 amino acids)
Source: RefSeq, a predicted model, not a curated record
ACUGUAGUCUGUGCUGCGAUAUCGUGACGCAUGACACCACUAGUAGUGAACUAAGCCGAGAAAGUCGACACGCAAAUUGGUUUUGGUGCUGACCUGAAAAUGACCGGCCGCGGACUUAAGGCGCGGAUUCUUGCGCUCUUACUAGUAUGUCUAUUAGCUGCAAUAGUCGCUGAGGCAUCUCGCUCCUUGCGCGCGGUUCACCUGGAAAUUUCUGAUGGCGGCGACAGCUCUAGGGCAGCAGCGGCUGUCGUCAAUUCACAAGCCGCGGAGUGCAAGGGCCCGCACUGCGUCGAGCGCCAGCUGCAGAGCGCAAUCACCUUGGACUUGCGCAAAGACCCCUGCGCCAAGUCGCCCCCACCGCCGCCUCCGCUGUUUCCGACCCGGCCACCUCGCCCCGAAAUGCCCGCACCUGCUCCCCCGCUCUUCCCCGGCGACGAGCCACAAGCCCAGGCACCCUACCUUGCUAUCUGCGGGCAGUACCAUACCCUCCGGCCGGCAGAGACAUGCACUGCUAUCGUGAACCUCUACUCUCUGUCCUCAAUGGGAGGCAUAACUUUUCUACAGCGCAUUAACCCCACCCUCAAUUGCAACAACGUCGCGGCGUCGAUUGGCAUAUCCCUCUGCGUGAACAAGUACUCCCAAUGGUCCAUUCCCAACUGCUACAAGUUUGGCAACGUUUGGGAUGGGCAGUCCUGCGAUUCAUUGUCGGCAACGUAUGCGUCCACGCUCUACUACGGCCUUACGGACUUGUACAUGUGCAACAACGGCCUGAAUUGUGGCUCGCUGCGUCGUGGCAUGACCAUUUGCACCUGGUGCGUGGGAUCCGACAAGCCGUAGUACCUGUUGCACCCAGCAAGCAGCAGGGUUAGGUUAGGUGUAAGGCUUGUGGUUAAGCCGGCAAAGUUUACAGCUGGAUUGCAUGGCCUGAGGGCAGUUUGACGGGAUGGCGGCGGGGAGGCUGUACAGCAAGAUAGGGCAGGAGAGUAGGAGCAGCUGUUGCAAACCUUGAUUUGCAAUCAGAGCGGCUCUAUGUACAUAAAGGACACGACACCAUAGUGUCUGACACGCAUGCCAUGGCCGCCCAUGAUUGCGAGCCGUAUGGCCAUGUACUCCUUGAUUAUACACGAAUGAAGUUGCCGCAUUCUUGGACUUAACGCUUUUAAGAUUUGGCUUGCAGACAAGGCCUAAGGGCACUGAGUAUCGUCAUUCGGGGCUACUUUGUCAGCUGCUGACUGCUCCGAGUUUGUGGAUUCUGGCGUGCUGGGCUUUGUGCACCUGUGAUACCGGUAUUUGGCCAGGGACUCUGCGUGUGAUGGGACAGGGUAAGGGGCAGGUUGGCGUAGUCCCGUACUAUGCAGCGUAUUCCCAGACCGGCAGACCCCAACAUCCAAUUUGCGACGUCAAGGCAAGAGUGCGCAGCUUAUGUAUCGCCAGGGUUUUGCACUUAGACAUUGCUAACUUGCUGGCAGGCUGGUAGUUUGCUGACGCGCACUCCUCACGCCCCGGGCGCCCGGCCACGCACGGCCUCUGGGGCACGAAUACCUCCACUCUGUCGUGCGCCAUUGCUGGCGCGCGUCAUUCAGGGCAACCACUGCCCGUGUACGAGUUAUGGGGUAUUGGGUCUGAGGCAGCAGUCGGUUGAUCACUCCGAGCCAGUGGCAGCCCUAGAGUAAACCAUGGCUGGGGCGUGACAACUCCAGUGCUGGCAUGACCAGCUUGUGGGUUGGCCUUCAUGUGAAAGCUGUGUAACCAUUUUAAGGG